GUGUUUGUUAAGACUGAUAUUAUUUUGUUGUUAUGGUUUUUUUGUGUAGUUUUUAUUUUCUAUUUUUGGUGUUACGGAUGGUUUGAAAUAUAAUUAUUGUCUAUGCCAAAAUUGGAUAUACUGUUUUACUUACUGGGCUUCCCUCCCAUUCUGGCCCAUGGAGAUGGAGUCGCUUGGCUCACGAAUAUAAACUCUCCUCUGUCGUUCUCAUCUGUUUGUAACAUCUUUGCGGUAAUGGCCACUGAAUCCGAUCCAUCCACGGAGGAAACUGGGGCGGGGACGAGCGACGGCGGUGGCGAUGAUGCCUCGAAGAAGCGGAAGCGGGAAGAGGACGUUGGAGCCGGCGGAGAAAGAGGGAACUCUUCGGCCACUGAAUCCGAUCUAUCCAAGGAGGAAACUGGGGCAGGGACGAGCGACGGCGGAGGAGGAGGAGGAGGAGGAGGAGGACCGUUUCCUACAGGCUCGAAGUUGGUAUGGAAGCUGGUUGUGAUACGUGUGCAGGAAGCCAGAAUUCCUUGUCCAAAACGGAUUACUUGAGUUUGAAGAUUCCUGAUUAGAGUAGAUUUCCUUUAUCAAUUCUGUUCCCAAUUUGUUUCCUUGUUAAAGUAGGUUAGUCAUGGGUUCUUUUGGCUAUAAAAGCAUUGCUCGAUUCAUUGUAAAAAGACACGUUUGAAGUUUAAUCGAAAAGUAACCUCGAGGAGUUUUCCAAGAUUGCGAGCUAUGCUUGUUCUUGGCUUUUGGACAAGGAUUGCAGAUCAAUCGAGCCAAACAUUCACCUUGGUUGAUUGAUAACUCUACACAUGUUAGCCUCUUCCCAUUUCGUGUUGAAGUUGCUGGUUUGGUUUCCUUUCCAUUCGUCGAUUCAUCACUCUGUUCUUGCUACGAAACCACCAUAAACACCAACCCUUUCCAACGAUUUUCCUAAGCUGCGUGAUUCCGAGUUCGGGACCCUAUCGUGGGCCUACCAGGAUCUUGAAUACUGAAUAAAAGAACAUGUAUACAUAUCCUUAUUAAUACAGAUCAGUCGAUGGUAUUGUGAAGCGCAUGGUUGAUGAAUAGAAGUCAUAGUUUGUUCCUGACGAAGUUUGAGAAACAUGUCCCGGAAGAGGAAGAAACGUGGGAUUAAGCUCCUACAUAUAUACUGCUCCACUCUAGAAAAGACGAGAUAACAUCAACAAAAUGGAAAGUGGAAGGACAUCAUUAAUUAGCACAAAAAAUUCGAGAAACUCACAUAGCCGUGUCAAUUUUUUUAAUAAGUUGCAUUGGUGGUAAUCUACACAAUAACAUUCAUUUUGAUAUAUUUCAAAGUUAACAAAUUAAUAUUAUUGAAAGCUAUAAUGGCGUGAAUGAAUGAGCAUGUCAAAACUAUAUUAUUUCAUGCAAAUCAUUUAUUAUUCACCCAAACUGAUAAUCGUUCACAUCAAAACUAUCUUACUCGCGUAAAUAUCCAACCAUUCAAACAACAUGGUAAUAAUCAUAUAUGAGCAACAUAAUUUUUCAAACAAUCUGUAUUAUCAUCUGCAAAUAAAUUUAACAAUGUAAGUAACUUUUUUAAGAUCGAUAGUAUCUUCUUAUAAAAAAUUUGGUUGAUAAUUCACGUAAUAAAGAUUCAUAAUACUUCAACUAAUAGUCUAGGUAUUUUAGAUAAUAAGGCCAACGACUCAUACACAUCAAUUAUAAUGCAAUACUUCAAUUAACACUACAAAACUAGAAAAAUGCUUUUCUUGACAAGGAUUCGUAAUUCUCAGUUAUUAACUUUACGAGCAAGUUAUCAUCACAUAGUAAUGUAAAAUACUAAAAUUUGAAGAUGAGGUCCUCUUCAUGCCAUAACAGUCUUAUUCGCGCGCACUUCUAGCAACUCACGACAAAACUAUAGUAAAAGUGGAAUAGACUACAAAGUAAAGUACAAAGAGAGUGGAUGAAAGACAAUAAAUUGUUCUUGUUGCUUAGGGUUUAUUAAUAGUUUAUUACUUUAGGAUAAAUUGCAAAGAUGUUC
This is a messenger RNA of Linum trigynum, 1996 nucleotides long. Lineage: Eukaryota; Viridiplantae; Streptophyta; Magnoliopsida; Malpighiales; Linaceae. The record is from the annotation of a GenBank genome assembly.